This is a messenger RNA of Phytophthora megakarya, 1476 nucleotides long. Lineage: Eukaryota; Oomycota; Peronosporomycetes; Peronosporales; Peronosporaceae. The record is from the annotation of a GenBank genome assembly.
AUGAGCAACUUCGCCGCCAAUAUGUGGUUCAUGACUCUGGACAUGGCAAGUGGGUUCUGGGCGGUUCCAAUGACCGCCCGAGCUCAGCUGAUCUCGGCCUUCAUCUGCCAGCUCGGACACUUUCAGUGGAAGUGUAUGCCGUUCGGGUUGAAGAACGCCCCAUUGAUCUACCAACAGCUUCUGGACAAUUGUCUUUGGGGUUUCGUACGGCUACCCCCUGCAGAGGAACGGCUUGUCGACCCGGAGGUGUUAGAAUUCUUGGGGAUUUCUCACGAAGACUCGGGCGCCCCGGUAUCCCAGGGCACGGAGCCCCGGGGGGCGGUGGUCUCCAGGACCACCACUGACACCAUGUUCCACCAGAACCGGGUUGCCCCAGAGCAGAUGGGACGUGUGCUGUCCCGGAGUUCGUACAUCGAUGACAUGAUCUACGGAGCUCCGUCCUGGGAUGACAUGUGCAAAAUGCUGAAUGCCCUCCUAUACCGACUGCGGUACUGGAACAUUUCGGUGAGCCUUCCGAAGAGCGAGUUCGGGGUCAAGAAAUGCAAGUACCUAGGGCACGACAUCAGCUCGGAUGGAAUCUGGACGUCCCCGAAGCUAGCGCAAAAGGUCCUCGACUUGCCGUUCCCGAAGACCCAGAAAGGAGUACAGUCCUUCCUCGGGAGCCUCAAUUACUACGCCAAGUUUAACGAGGGUCUACCCGUACUCGCGGCCACUCUCUACGAAGCAUCGGACGAGCAACUUCGUUCCGGACGAGACUUGGAGAAGCCCAAGCAUGCGUUCAAGAUACUCAAGGACCGGCUAGUGUCGACGCCACUGCUCCAGCAUCCCGACCCCCGGGAGACAGAUCACGACGGCACCAUACUACCUGUGCGGUUCGUGGGGCGAGUUCUCCAGGACGCCGAUCUCCGGUACCACCCCGCCGAAAAGGAAGUUUUAGUACUGCUCCGCGUCCUGAACACAUGCCACACGAUGAUUACCAGCUGUUCCGAGAAGAAAAUUCGCGUGUACAUCCGGUACUCGGUGCUGACGGUGGACGGAAGAUGCCUCAAGUGGGCGGUCAAUCUGUCUCCCUGGGACCUCGACAUUCGACGAGUUGAGAACGACGAAGAUGGCUUGGUAGCGAUCCUGGGGGCAGGUAUCAGCCCCCGGGAACGCCUCGACGAGGUCGCCGAGACCUUGGGUUUCCGGAUCAAGACACCGCUAGUCAGCCUGGAGAUGCUCUUUAGUGACCACAUCAGGCACUUGUUGAGCUUCGACGGAGCCGCCAAGAGAGAUGGGUCGGGGGCGCUGCUUGCAUCCUCUAGAGUCUCCCGAGUUGGGAAAUUGUCGCGGCCGCAGGACACUUUCUGGAGAAAGCUACCGGAAUGCAACUUGCUCGACACAUGGGGGUCCAAGAAUUGGUUGUGGUCGGGGACUCCCGACUUGCAAUACAGCGGCUCCGAGGCGUCAUUGGCUGUACCCAUCCCCACCUUUUGA